GUCUUUUUCCUGAGAAACAUGAAGCUGUUAGAAGCUUGUUUGUUCAGUUUGCCUUCUGCUCUCGUAUCCGCCAAUCAUUCGCCAAUUGUUUAUGCAAACAAGAUAAGCCCCACAACUCUCCCGCCCCUAAACUUAUAAAGAUCCAAGACAUCCUGACCACUUUAAUAAACGUCGUCUGCAUCGGAACGGCUAAUUCAGACUCAAUAAUGUACGGAAAACUCACGAUAUUCUUGGUGGCACUGGCGGCAUGUUCUGCCCAGUUUAUUCCAAUCAAACCCCUGCCGACAAAAUUGAGCCUCAAAACAACCACCACCCAGAAAGCCAAAGUGACGACGACAAAACCUCCCCAGCCCGCUCCUAACAGUGGGAACACUCAGAACAGUGGGACAUGUACUUACCAAUUCCAUGUAGCAGAUCCAAAAGGUGCGUGUGCUGGAACUUCCUCAGCUUUGGAUAAGAAAGUGGAUCAAGUGAAACAGGAUCUAGAUAAGACAAAGUUCCAAUAUGUGUCUCAGAACAGCAUCAUCCAGAGCACGCUAGCACGUAUUCAGAGUGAUGGUGCUAGUUAUAUGAGCAAGUUGAAUGAUUUGAAUAAUGAAGUCCAGAAACUAAAGCAGUUGGCGGCCACUGCGUCCACCGGAAGCGGAGGAUCUUCUGGAAAUUCUGCGGUGCUCAAUCAGAUGUUACACGACACCAAAGAUUUACUUACAAAAGCCAUCAGCGACAUUAACGGUAAAAUUUUCAACGUUACUAUGCAAUUGCAAAAGAGUGCUGUUGAAGAAAUGAAGAUUCAGACAGCUUUAAAUAAACAGAUCAACGACCAGACGACUAAGAUAGCUGCUGCAGAACUAAAGCUUAUUACACUUGAGAAUAUGCUGAAGAAUAUGCAGUCGGGAUCCACACCUGUCGCCACAAUGCCACCGGCGACAACAACCACCCAAGGCACGCGCAGCACAACAACUGGUGCUGCAAGUACCACAGGACCGGCGCCAACAGCGCCCACGGCUCUUCUAAACCAACUCAAGUCUCAACUCCAGAAACUCGAAUUAGAGGUGAAACAAGUAGAACAGUCCCACUCUAAACAGAUCACAGAUCUGACACACAAAGCAGACCAAAUCAAGACUGAAGUAACAAACCAGACACAAGAGAUCGCCAAUGCUAAAACCACAUCACAGGCGGCAUUCUCUAGGCUUAAAGUCACUGAACAGGAGGUCAAAGACGCCAUCAACAAUCUCACCCAGUUCCAGAAGGACGUCACGCCAAAAAUGACUAUUCUCCAACAGGAGAUUUUGGAGACGAGCAAGAACGUCACUACAGUGAUCAGCAAUCUUCAGCAGCUCGGUGGAAACAUUAUCAAAGACAAAAUACAGAUCAUAAAGAACAAAAACGAUAUAAAGAAACUCAUUCCGGAGGCCCUCAAAGUCGAACAAGAUCUGCAGAAACUCAACGGCACGAUAACACAACAAGCUGGAGAACUGCUGCAAUUGGAACAGGAUGUCCACGCUCUAAAAGGAAACUUCACCACCGCAAACGGAAAGACGGCCUUGCAGUAUGUGGACGCCAUUAAGACAGACAUGAACACGAAGAUGUCCAGUUUGAACACGACUCUCAGCUCGGCCACUUCGGACAUCAUGACCCUCAUGGGUCAAGCAGCCCGGCUCAGUCAACUUUGUGGAUAGUCACGUGACUUCUGGUUCUUGAGUGUCGUCAUUAACACAUCAAACAAUAAGAUGUCAUUGUAACGUUGUACAUUGUGAUAUUACGUCAUGUCCUUUUGUCUGUAUAUUAUGAGAAUCGUGGCUUGAUUACACUUGUUAUAUAC
This is a messenger RNA of Saccostrea echinata, 1822 nucleotides long. RefSeq lists its product as uncharacterized. NCBI's taxonomy places the organism in Eukaryota, Metazoa, Mollusca, Bivalvia, Ostreida, Ostreidae. The record is from RefSeq and is a predicted model, not a curated record. The transcript has 2 exons. Bases 207 to 1679 code for a protein of 490 amino acids.